UACAAUUUGCUGGCUGCCAGUUCGGUGAAGCUUUCAGACCACAGCUGAUUCUGUUGCUUCACUUUAACAACAGAUGAGUGAAACUAUGUGCCCUGACGACACAGAAAAUAAUGAACAGCUAUUAACAAACUUGAAAACUUUUAAUUUGUGUCCACAUGCAAGUUUUACAGAGUGAUUAACUCUGUUAUCAAAGGUGGUUUAGAUACUUUUUAAUGAAAUGCGUAAUUUCCCUUAGUAAUGUUUACUAAAUCAAUUCUCCCUUAUGUAACUGGCAAGCUAUUCAUUUAGCAGACUUUAUGCUUAUGUGAGGAUAUGAAAAGCAAAAAACUUUACUUAAUAUUACAAUUAUUUAUUUACAAGUAUCACAGUAGGUGUUUGUCCAUUCCUUCUCCUGUAAUCUUUAACCAUUUGUAACCCAUAGGUGUGUGUGUGUUUUUAAGAGACUUGGACUUUGAGAACAAUAUCAUAUAUCAUGUCUAUAGCUAAACAUAUUUAGUUACUCAUAUACUUUGUCUUAUCUGUUGGUACAUUCCCCCUUUGUCCCACUUCGGUCUGAUAUACAGUAAUUAUAUCUUAAAAUUAUUAAUCUCUACCCACAAUCCCCAUUCAUUCUGGGACGUGAACUGACACACACUGAUCUACCCCAGGUUCUGCUGUUUCUUCACAGUAACACCCCACCAGCCUGGACACUGGAAUAGGUUCAAAUCACAGCAGGUACAAAUACGGAGGUUAACCAAGGGAUUCCAGAGGGACAGCGAGCACUUGGACUCAAGCACUGCAGAAUCUCUUUCUGGACUUCAGGGAAAGUCUCCUCAUCACACAAGCGGUUUAAACGUGGAGAUUCUGAUCCAGCACAAACAUAUGCAAUACUUCUACCCCAAAUCCUUAGGAAUUUCAGAGCUGAUUAUACAAAACUGCGUAACUUGCUGGAAGCCUUUAUUUUCUUUUCUUCUUUAGAAUGAGUAUGAAGUGAAAGGUUUUUUUCAUUUCAACGGCUCUUUGGGGGGGGGUCAUUGAGGACAUUCUGUGAUCUACGCCAACAGGACAGAGCUUUGGGUUGCCAGCUGAAGUCGGGGAACACAGGAACUGUAAACAAACCUGCCACUUUACAACUGUCUAUCUGAGCCAUGGCCUUUGCAGACCUGCUUGAGCAGGUGGGCAGCACGGGUCGCUUUCAGGUGGUGCAUGUCACCCUGCUCAGUAUGCCCAUACUCAUGAUGGCCAGCCACAACUUGAUGCAGAAUUUUGUAGCCGCUGUGCCUCCCCACCACUGUGCUACUCAUGGCAACCUUACCGGGUCCUCGAUGAGCGCGGCGGACGUGCUAAGGGCCACAGUGCCGCUGGACAGUAAUGGCAAACUGGACCGUUGCAAGCGAUAUGUCCACCCUCAGUGGGAGCUCUUGAACAGAAACACUUCUGAGGAGCUGUGGGAAGAUGUAGAAGAGCCGGAGACACAGGGGUGUGAGGACGGAUGGUAUUACAAUGCGAGUGAGAUGAGCUCAACCAUUAUUACUGAGUGGGAUUUGGUUUGUGACCUUCGUGCACUGAAGCAAAUGAGUCAAACGAUAUACAUGGGAGGUGUUCUUGUGGGAGCACCAGUCUUUGGAGGACUAUCCGACAGGUUUGGCCGACGUUUUUUAUUGCUGAUGUCUAACCUGAUCAUGGCAGUUGGAGGAACAUGCGCUUCUUUCUCCACCACCUUCACUUGGUUUUGUGUGUGUCGCUUCUUCUGUGGUAUGGCCCUGUCUGGCCUGGUGCUCAACUCCUUCUCCCUCAUUGUCGAGUGGAUCCCCACGCGUGUGCGGACAGUAGUGGGCACAGGAACAGGCUACUGUUACACCACAGGUCAACUGAUCCUGGCAGCAGUCGCUUACUUCAUCAGAGACUGGCGAUGGCUCACACUGGCUGUCUCUCUGCCUUUCUAUGUGUCCUUCCUCUACUCAUGGUGGUUUUUAGAAUCUGCACGCUGGCUGGUCCUGAACAGAAAGUCAGAGCAGGCAGUCAAGAACCUGAAAACGGUGGCUCGCAUAAACGGACGGCAAGCAGAGGCAGACAAAAUCAAUCUUCAGAUGUUGGAAGAUUCCAUGAAGAAGGAGAUGGCCUGCUCAAAGGGAUCCUACAAUGGUCUCGACCUCCUUCGAACAUCUACAAUGAGAAGCAUCACAAUAUGUCUCAGUGCAGUCUGGUUCUCUACCAGCUUUGCCUACUAUGGGCUUUCUAUGGAUCUACAGAAAUUUGGGGUCAGCAUUUAUCUGAUCCAAGUCAUCUUUGGAGCAGUGGAUAUACCAGCCAAAAUCGUGGUUACAAUUUGCAUGAGCUUUUUGGGGCGAAGACCAUCUCAAUGUGGAGCUCUUGUACUGGCUGGCAUAAUGAUACUCAUUAAUCUUCUAGUGCCUUAUGACAUGCAGAUGUUACGCACCAGUUUGGCAGUGGUCGGGAAGGGUUGUUUGGCUGCCUCCUUCAGCUGCUGUUACCUUUAUUCUGGAGAGCUUUAUCCCACGGUCAUCCGACAGAGCGGAAUGGGUUGGGUGUCGAUGAUGGCUCGUCUGGGGGCAAUGGUGGCUCCUAUGGUGCUUCUUUCCGGGGAGGCUGUACCAUGGCUACCUGGUUUAAUCUAUGGAGGGGCUCCAAUUAUCAGUGGGAUCUUUGCCUACUUUCUCCCAGAAACCCUUGGAAUGCCUCUUCCAGAUACUCUCCAGGAUGUGGAGGACAGAGGUUUCAGGCGGACAAAUUUCAAAGACUCAAUUGUGAAAGAGGAUUUGGCCCCUAAGGACCCCUGCACCAUCCAGCUAAAAGAGUCUGUUUGAGAACCCACUCAGUUCAGUCUUGCUGACUGUAACGGACAAAUGUAGAUUGUUAUCGUACAGAACAGAAGAAAUGUAUCAGUAUUAUAUCAUGGAAACAGUCAAAGGCUUUGUAACACUGUGUCUAAACACGACCGCAUCCAGUGUAGACAAACAUUUUAGGUAUAACAGGUUUUAAAGGGUUCUAUUGUCUUUUGUUGUGCCGUGUCGUACCGGUGUGGUGUGAGGAGUCUCAUCUAUUAUACAUGAUGCAGUUCUUAUCUUUCUUAUAGGAAUUACUGUAAAUGAAAAUAAUGUACUUUAAUAGAGCAAACCAUAUCUAAAGCAGUGAAGAUUCUUUGUAUGUUUUGAAAUAUGUUGUGUGUGUGAAUUUCUUACCUGAACUAUAAAAAUACAUAAACAGUUUUCAGUGUUUUGAUAAAAAGUCCAAUGUAUAUUAAAUAAAGUGAACUUUUUUUU
Triplophysa dalaica is the source of this 3263-nucleotide messenger RNA. It is a transcript of the gene slc22a6l, whose product is annotated as solute carrier family 22 member 6, like. Gene Ontology annotation, molecular function: transmembrane transporter activity. Gene Ontology annotation, biological process: transmembrane transport. Gene Ontology annotation, cellular component: membrane. Bases 1128 to 2807 code for a protein of 559 amino acids. The record is from RefSeq and is a predicted model, not a curated record. NCBI's taxonomy places the organism in Eukaryota, Metazoa, Chordata, Actinopteri, Cypriniformes, Nemacheilidae. The transcript has 11 exons.